This is a messenger RNA of Leptopilina heterotoma, 1851 nucleotides long. Its product is annotated as zinc finger protein 184-like. Bases 1 to 1851 code for a protein of 616 amino acids. The transcript is spliced from 5 exons. The record is from RefSeq and is a predicted model, not a curated record. Gene Ontology annotation, cellular component: chromosome. Gene Ontology annotation, biological process: regulation of transcription by RNA polymerase II. Gene Ontology annotation, molecular function: chromatin insulator sequence binding. NCBI's taxonomy places the organism in Eukaryota, Metazoa, Arthropoda, Insecta, Hymenoptera, Figitidae.
AUGGGAAAAUGUGACAAAAAAUCGACGAGGUUAUAUAAUGAACGAUUUUACAAACUCGCCUUACCUGACUUAUCCAGAAAAUAUCAACAAAGGUUACCAUCAAGAGGACCAAGGUUUUGCUUGUACAGUGUGUUACAAAGUCUUCAAGCGAAAAUAUCACAUGCGAAGACAUAUGGAUCAUGUCCAUGGAUUUCGACUUCAAGAAUUCUUCAAAGUAUAUUGACGCAAAGGGAUGGAAAUUUUAGACAGGAGGAAGUCCAAAGUUGGAUUACAAUCAAAGAGGAAACACAACAUUUUAUCGACAAAAUUCCAUCACAAAAUCAUGGAAAUUUUAGACAGGAGGAAGUCCAAACUUUGAGUACAAUCAAAGAUGAAGAACAAGUUAUCAACGAAAUUCCAUCACAAAAUCAAACAGCCGAACAAAAUUUGUCGGAAAAAAAUAAAUCAUUUCGUUGUCCAAUUUGCAAUAGACGUUUCACGCACAAGUGUGUUUUGAAUCAUCAUGUAAUGUAUUGUCGAUAUGAUGGAAACCUGACAUGGCCCAAAACGGAGUGCUUAAACAAUAAUCCAUAUCAAGGAAACGAGGAAGAAUGGGCGCCGCCAAAUCAAGAUCCUGGAAUUCCAAAAGAUUCUUCAAACUAUGUGCCAAGUACUUUCACUUGUGAUUUAUGUGGUAAAGUCUACACCUGGAUGUACAGUUUGAAACGCCAUCAAAUGAAAUGUGGAAACAAGGAGGCCAGAUAUCAAUGUUCAAUAUGCAAAAAUCGCUACUAUCGGGUUGACUCAUUGAAAUAUCAUCAGGAAACUAAGCAUAAUUGUUAUGAUUACGAAAAUUUUGAUUUCUAUUCCGACUGGAACUUUCCGGCCGGAGCUCUAGAACCAUUGACAGAGGUGACAACAGCCGGCGAGGAAGAUUGUGACAAUUGCUUUGAAUGCAGUCGUUGUAAUAAGGCUUAUAAAACACUGAAGAGCCUGAGACGUCAUCGUUUCCAUUGUGGACGAACAUUCGAUCCACUUGUUCGUGGUUUUGUGCAGAAUUACGAGGAAAACGAUGAUCAGGCACAAUUUCAAUGUGUCUAUUGUAAUAGAGCCUAUCGUUGGAAGAAGGGACUAAAACGUCAUCAGCAACGUUGUGAAAUCAAAAUGGCACAGGAAAAUCAAUCGGAGAAUAAUCUCGAGGUGGAUAUCAUUGAGGAGAGUAAUGAUGACAAUUCCAGAGGAGGAAAUCCAGAGGAGCCUGAAAUUGAUAUCACUGCCGAAGAUGAUGAAAUUGAAAUCGCCGACUCACCACCACCAUCACCUUCGACUUCGGAGCAAAAUCGUAAAUCAUCAUCAUCAUCAUCACUAAUAGUGAGAAAUCGUGAUGCGACAAUAGGACGUUUCCAGUGUAUUCUAUGCGGCAAGAAAUACGGUUGGUUGAAGAAUUUACGACGACAUCAAAGAAUUUGUCGUAAGAAAACCAAUAAACAUCGUUGGAAGGAAUGUAAGGUGAUGAUUGAACCAUUGCCAUUGAAAUCAUCGAAACGAAUUGCCGAGCAGAAUUUCAAAUGUUCAAAUUGUUUUGAGCAAUUCAAAUGGCUGCGAGACUUGAGACAGCAUCAGACCAAUUGCAUGAAGAAGGCACAAAAUUCAUGGAACGUCAGUGAAGCUAAAAAGUCAUCGAAAAAACAGUCAAAUCUUCAGGAGAAACAAGGUGGUCACUCUAGCGAAAAUUCCAAUCAGGAGGAUGUAGAUCAGUUGUAUAAAUGUGCAUUUUGCUUGAAGGAGUACAAAUGGCGAAGAAGUCUCAGACGUCAUUAUCCAAAAUGCACUGAAAGAGGAGAUUUGUCUCUAAAUGUUCUUAAGGAGUGA